This is a messenger RNA of Andrographis paniculata, 1790 nucleotides long. Its product is annotated as protein DETOXIFICATION 14-like. Gene Ontology annotation, biological process: xenobiotic detoxification by transmembrane export across the plasma membrane. The record is from RefSeq and is a predicted model, not a curated record. NCBI's taxonomy places the organism in Eukaryota, Viridiplantae, Streptophyta, Magnoliopsida, Lamiales, Acanthaceae. The transcript is spliced from 8 exons. Gene Ontology annotation, cellular component: membrane. The coding region runs from base 138 to 1613 and encodes 491 amino acids. Gene Ontology annotation, molecular function: antiporter activity; xenobiotic transmembrane transporter activity.
UGUUUAAAUUUCUUGUCUUUGUGUUUAUUUUUUCUGCAAAAUGAGCCCUUGUGGAUGUUGAGUUCUUGUUUAGGGCGACGACGCCGUGAAGAUGGAGAUUGAUCGAGCAUAGAUAAUAAAAUUCGAAUGCGGACGCAAUGGAGGAUUGUGAAGCGCCGUUGCUGCUGGCGGAGGAGAAAGGAACGAGGCGCCUCUGUUCGGUUCCGAUUUGGGCGGAGAUGAAUAGGGUGAGUAGCAUAGCGUUUCCAAUGGUGGUGGUUACGGUUUCGCAGUACCUUUUGCGCAUUUCGCCGCUUUUUAUGCUCGGACAUCUCGGCGAGCUGUCUCUUUCCGGUGCUUCCGUCACCACUUCCAUCGCUAAUGUCACCGGCUACAGCAUCAUCUUUGGUAUGGCCAGUGCUUUGGAAACUCUAUGUGGACAGGCAUAUGGAGCACAACAACACCAACGAGUUGGGACAUACACAUUAACCGGCAUUAUAUGUCUGUUAUUGGUGGCUUUACCCAUCUCUAUUAUGUGGAUUUAUAUUGACAAACUGCUUAUAUUCGUGGGUCAAGACCCUCUUAUUUCAAUCGAGGCAGGAAAAUAUGCGAUGUGGUUGAUCCCUUCACUAUUUCCAUAUGCAAUAUAUCAAGCAUUGGUUCGAUAUUUGCAGAUUCAGAGUAUGAUCUUUCCUAUGCUUCUAAGCACGGUAGUCACUCUGUGUUUCCAUCUGCCUCUCUGUUGGGCAUUUAUUUUUCGGCUUGAACUAGGGAGUGCAGGCGCAGCCCUUUCGAUUGGUAUAUCGUAUUGGUUCAAUGCAAUCAUUCUUGGGCUUUAUGUGGUGUAUUCUCCAUCAUGUAAGAAAACACAUCCGACUUCUUUCUCGCGGGAAGUUUUUCUAACUAUAAGGCAAUUUCUAUCUUUGGCCAUUCCGGCUGCCUUGAUGAUUUGUUUGGCGUGGUGGUCCUAUGAAAUUAUCGUUUUACUCUCUGGGCUGCUAUCGAAUCCACAGCUCGAGACAUCUGUAUCGUCUAUUUGUUUUACGACCAUGUCGCUGCAUUAUCACAUACCCGAUUCAUUUGGAGCGGCUGCAAGCACUCGGAUAUCGAAUGAACUGGGAGCAAGGCGACCAAAGGCUGCCCAGACAGCCUUCUACACAGUAUUAGUUGUCUCAGUUGCAGAGUGCAUAGCAGCAAGCGCGGUUGUAUUAAGCUGUCGACAUGUGUUGGGAUACGCAUACAGCAACGAAUACGAAGUCAUUGCUUAUGUGAAUCAAAUUUCGCCACUUCUCUCACUUUGCAUCAUCAUGGAUGGCUUCGAAACAGCUCUCUCCGGGAUCGUUAGAGGUAGCGGUUGGCAACACAUAGCCGUCUACGUCAACAUCGGAUCCUACUAUCUAAUCGGAAUUCCAGUAGCUUUAGUAGCCGGAUUUGUGCUGCAUUUAAGGGGCGAAGGCCUUUGGUGUGGUCUCGUGGUGGGAUCGACAUUGAAAUCCCUCUCGUUGUUGAUAAUAACAAGUCGCACGGAUUGGGAAAUACAGGCAAUUGAAGCAAGAGAAAGAAUAUCUCAAGGCACGAGUGAGACUACCGAUGAGUUGAUAUUCAAUGAACAUGAUACUCUACAAUUGAAAUAAGAAAGAAUUUUGCAAUACAAGUUAAUUUUGAGAUUUUAAAGUAGCUUUGUUUAUGGUUCCGCAAAGCUAAGUGUAAUGAAACGGUCUUGUUAAUAGGUAAAUUUUUAAUAAGUCCGUAAUGUAGAAAUGGUAAAAAGGACCCGAACACAUGCUUUCUUUAUAUAGAAAAUUUUGGAG